CCCGUAUAUUUGCAUACAAAAAAACAACUGGCGGAUAUUUUUUUCUUUCGCCGCCGGUUAAUCGCGAUAACAAAAGAAAAAAAGACAAGUAAAAAUAUACGAGUACAACCGUUGCAUAUGUAACGAGAAAACAGACUUUGGAUAUUGAAAACAUUUUUACAUCACGAUUCAAAGACAUAUUCGCAAAAUUAGGUUAACCAUGUCUGGUUUACUAUCGAGAAGAAUUCUUAGCAAUGUGAACAGUUUGAACAAACUAUUAAUAGCGAAUUUUGUACCGGCACGUAAAUUGAAUCUUCUUGAAUAUCAAAGCAAAGAAUUGCUCAAAGAUAGUGGAGUUUCCGUACAGAAUUUCACCAUUGUCGACGAUCUCAAUAAAGCACCUUCGACUCUUGACAAAUUUCAUGUCGAUGAGUAUGUCAUAAAGGCACAAGUAUUGGCUGGCGGAAGAGGAAAAGGGUGGUUCGAUCAUGGUUUCAAAGGUGGUGUUCAUCUCACGAAAGAUCCAAAAGCGGUUCUCGAGAUUGUGAAGAAUAUGCUGGGUCAUCGUUUAAUAACCAAACAAACUCAUAAAGAUGGAAUCCUUGUUCAAAAAGUGAUGAUAGCAGAAUCUGUGAGCAUAAAGAGAGAGACCUACGUUUGUAUAUUGAUGGAUCGUGGAAACAACGGUCCGGUACUGAUAGCUUCUCCAGCUGGUGGAAUGGACAUUGAAUCGGUCGCUGAGAAAACACCGGAUCAAAUAAAAACUGUACCGCUUGACAUUUACUAUGGUAUCGAUGACAUAAUAGCAAACGACGUGGCUACGUUUUUGGGUUUUACGGAUAACGUAGUGCGUGAGAAGGCUGUACACGAGCUCAAAAAUCUUUGGCGUCUUUUUGUUGAUAUCGACGCGUUGCAAAUCGAAAUAAAUCCACUUGUUGAAACUGAGGACAAACAAGUAGUCGCCGUCGAUGCCAAAAUAUCUUUUGACGAUAAUGCACAAUUCCGUCAGAGAGAUAUUUUCAACAUGGAAGACGUUACUGAAAAAGAUCCAGCCGAAGUUGCGGCCUCCGAACACAAUUUGAAUUAUAUAAGCUUGGAUGGAAACAUUGCUUGUUUAGUAAAUGGAGCCGGUUUGGCAAUGGCUACAAUGGACAUAAUAAAACUAAACGGCGGAGAUCCGGCGAACUUUUUGGACGUCGGUGGAAGCGUUACGGAGGAUCAAGUUUUUCAAGCCUUCAAAAUAGUUGCUGAAGAUCCUAAGGCGCAAGCUAUUUUUGUCAACAUUUUUGGUGGAAUCGUCAAUUGCGCAACAAUCGCAAGAGGAAUUGUCGCAGCUGCUAAGAGCUUGGGCAUAAAAAGACCCGUGGUCGUUAGACUGAAAGGUACAAACGUGACGGAAGCGAGAAAAAUUCUCGAAGACUCAAAAUUGUCAUUCAUAAUGGAGGACGACCUUGACGAAGCCGCAAAAAAAGCAGUGCAAUCGGUGAAGGCGUAACUUUCGGAUUCUCUGGUUUUGAAAAAAAAUCGGAAUAAUUCAAAACCAACAUGCGUGUGGUCUAAAAAAAUGAGAAAGGUGUCGAAGACUCUGUAGAACUUGGAAGCGUCGGUUGAAUUUCCAAUUUAUUAUUGUUUUAUAACAAAAAACUCACAUUCGUUCUGGAA
Molecule: messenger RNA, 1641 nt
Organism: Venturia canescens
Lineage: Eukaryota; Metazoa; Arthropoda; Insecta; Hymenoptera; Ichneumonidae
Gene: ScsbetaG
Product: Succinyl-coenzyme A synthetase beta subunit, GDP-forming
Exons: 7
Coding region: 200-1474 (424 amino acids)
Biological process (GO): succinyl-CoA metabolic process; tricarboxylic acid cycle
Cellular component (GO): succinate-CoA ligase complex; mitochondrion
Molecular function (GO): ATP binding; succinate-CoA ligase (GDP-forming) activity
Source: RefSeq, a predicted model, not a curated record